GCGUGCACAUCGCGUCUGAGUGUCUCUACCGAAACGAUCGAUAACAGCUGUCAAUAAACUCGCUUAGUCCGAUUUCAAAUAGCUGGAAUUGAAUACAUUUAGAAUAGAAAAGUAUUUGCCUUUUAUUUUUUCAUAUUCAAUUGUGACCGUUGGGGUCAAGGUGUAGUUUCGGUCGGGUCAAUGUAUAUAGACGCGUUUAAACGUCUCCUCGUUGAACGGCUAAAUUGCUUGAAAAGAAUGUGUGUAUGUCAGCGCCAAGGCAGCUCUUUUGCUAUGUCUAAGGCAGCCGUGAGGAAGCUGCACUGGCGCUCCAAGGUCCAGGAGAGCUUCAUCCCCCUGGUUGGUUCCUCUGGGGAACUGGGGGUGGCGGUGGGUGGCGGAGCUGACUAUGGAGAGUUCCCAUUCGUCACCUCAGCCCCCGGGGGCGGGUUCACAGUGGGCGACAUCAUCCUAGAGAUUGGGGGUACCCCUGUGUUAGGGAUGACACUAGGAGAUGUCCGGGGGGUCCUUAACUCCUGCCUCCAUCCCAUCCGCAUCAAGACGGUCUCACCAGGCUCUGCCUUGUGUAAGGACCUCAGGCUGUAUCUGAGUAAGUGCUUCACUCCAGGCUCCAUGGACAGCCAGCUUCAGCAGGUCAUCCGGGAGAACCUCUACCUCCGAGCAGUGCCUUGCACGACCAGACUGCCCCAUGAUGGGGAGAUCUCAGGGGUGGACUACAACUUUGUCUCCAUAGAAGAGUUCUUCUCUUUGGAGGAGUCAGGAGCUCUUCUGGAGAGCGGCAAGUUCAAAGGGAACUACUACGGCACCCCCCGGCCAGUACACAUUGGUCCAGAGAGUCCUCCCAUCACCUACCAGGAACACCGCAACCUGCUCCGGAACUUCCGAACACGCAGCAAGUCGCUUAGCAACCUGGAGAAAGCAGCCGAGGAAGGGGAGAACAGCGAGGACGAUUCUGGCCUGUCAGGCAGGUUUACCAAAGACAGACUGUCCCGUGGAUUAGUGGGUAUCAGCGAUGCACAUCCCGUCUCCUUGUCCAGAGGGUCCAUUGGAGGGGAUGGCAGUGCCAUGGAGAAUGGCCAUGGCAGCACCCGUGCCAGGGUGCGAGCAGUGAUGCCUAAAAACUGGGAGGUGGCCUACAGCGACUCAGGAGAGCCUUUCUACAUAGACCAUAACUCCAAGAUGGCCAGCUGGCAGGAGCCUCGUGCACAGAGCAGCAGAGAGACAACGCUUGACAAAAAUACAUUACCAGGGUUCACAGACGAGCCAGGGGAGCUGAGGGGUUUCUCUAUCCACACACGCUUCUCUAAAGGUCCCAGGGGGUUUGGUUUCAACAUUGUGGGGGGCAGCAGAGCCAGGGAGUUCCUUCAGGUCUACAGUGUCACGCCAGGGGGACCUGGAGCUCUCAACACAGCAGAUAUCCUGGUUUACAUCAACGGCGUCUGUGUCCUGGGAACGUCCCACAAAGAAGUGGUAGAGAUGCUGAAGGCAGUUCCUGUGGGCCACAGUGUGGACAUGGUCCUCCGGAGGGGAUACCCCAUGCUCUACAACCCCGACGGCUGCCCCAAGCAGCCCCAUCCUGGGUUCACCGACAUCUGUGACCCCUUCCUCCCACCCACCACCACCCAGCCCCAGCCCUCACACCAGCGCCUCCCCCUCCUCCGCCCAUUCACAGCCCCAACCCAGACCCAGUAUCAUAAUCUCAACGGGGUCCUUUCUCACCACGAUGAGGUGGGUUAUAUGGGUCCAGGAGUGAGGCCAGGACUGGAUGCCAAUGGGAAUGCCACCUCCACAGCUACCCAACCACCAUCCUCAUACAGACACUCCAGCGGUCAUCUUGCUCACUCCGCUGACCCACCCUCGUACAGACGAUCCAGUCGCUACCUAUCUGACUCCACUUCCCCUACACCACCCUCAUACAGACAAUCCAGUGGUAGCAUCACUCCCACCACCCCCCCGGUCCGCCCGCCCCGCUCAAUGAGGGGCCUCGCCCGCCUGCAGGCCACUGACAACUGCCAGAGUGACAGCGAAGUGGUCUCAGCCAUCGGCUCACACAGGGCAUUCAUGAUCCGUAACCACAACAAUAACUCCCUCUCUACCCCCCCUCAGCCCCUGCGUUACAGAACCUCUAAGAGUGACCUGUCUGAGAGCGCCCUGUCCACCUCCUCCACCCUCCCUGUGUCCAGACUGCCCAUGCCCCAGUCAGAGACACCCCGUCUGUCGUCCUCCCCUGGUGGAGGGGCGUACUCCCGCCUCAUCAGGCCCCAGGCCUCCCUGCUGAGACCCCCUCCCACCCCUGACAGCCCCCACCUCAGCUUCAAUGGCUUCCAUGGCAAUACAAGCGGCAGCGGCAGCCCCAUAAGCAUCUCGUCUCCCGGGGCGAUGAGUCUGGGCAGUGGCUUUGGGGUGGGAGGUGGGGUUGGAAGUGGAGGGGAGCUGGUGCCAGUGGCCCUGGCUCAGUGUGAGGGUGGAGCGGGGAUGGGUUUCAGUGUGACGGCCGGCGGACAGGGGGGCAGGCUGGCCCUUGUCAAGAGGGUCUGGGACAGGAAGCAGUGCUCCUCCCUACAGCCAGGGGAUGCCAUCAUGAAGAUCAACGGAGCAGACGUCCAGAGUCUCAGCUUUGCACAGGUACAACAGGUUCUCCAGGAACACACCAAACAAGGAGAGGUGGUCUUAUUGGUUCACAGAAGAGGGUCACUCCGUUCUUCCAUCUCCCACAACUCUAUGCAAAGAGUCCCCUCACCACUCCUCUGCCCCCAUCCUCCACCCGUGACAUCAGACUACAAUCCUUUACCCCCUGCGGACGUCCUGAUCCUACCCCGUCCCUCCUCCACCCCUCUUCCCCCGGCCAUGGUGCGCUCCUCUCUGGUCCAGAGCACCAGUUUCCUGGAGUCAGUCCCAGUCACCCUCACCAUGGAGCCCAAAGACUGGCUGAACGAGGGCAUGGAGGAUGAGGGGGACAGGGAGGUGGUGAUCCCAGGACCAGGGCAGGAGGGAGGGGGACGGAACCGUGUGCCCCGGGGAUUUGAUGUGGAGCUGAAGAGGAAGCCAGGAGAGGGGUUCGGAUUUGUCAUCGCUUCAGAGGAUGUAGAGAACAGGAAAGCCACCUCGCUCCUCCCACACCGGUUCGUGACGGUGCGUCGGGGCAGUCCUUCAGCGAGGAGCGGUCAGAUCCGACCCGGUGACCGGUUGGAGGCGGUCGAUGGGCGUUCUGUGGUGACCCUACCCCACCGGGAGCUCGCCCAUAUCCUGCGCCGAGCUGGAAACACCCUACGCCUCACCAUCAUCCCCCGUCCUAGCACAUACUCAUCCAGCCUAUCAGAGACCGCAGACUAUGACCCCAAUUACAGAAGCAGAAAAGGACACAGGUCACGACCCAAGCAUGACUCUAGGUAUUACAGUGUGGAUCUAGACCGCGGCCCAACAGGUUUUGGGUUCAGUCUGCGGGGGGGGGAUGAGUACAACAUGAGUCUGUACGUACUGGGACUGAUGGAGGGAGGACCUGCCUCACGCAGCCACAAAAUACAGGUAAGCGAUCAGUUGGUGGAGAUCAACGGGGACAGCACAGCAGGGAUGACCCACAGCUUGGCUGUAGAGCAGAUACGCAGGGGAGGACACCGUAUACACCUGGUGCUAAAGAAAGGCAACGGAUACGUACCAGAUUACGGCCGUGAGCGCAGAGUCACCUCCCCCUUCCUCCCACUGCAGCACCCCAAGGAGCAGAGUGUGGCUGCAGUAGACCUGGCCCGCCGGGCGAGCCACAGCUACAGGUCCAAGGUGAAGAAGCGGGGGAGGUCUUCGAAAGGGAGAGAAAAGAAGAAGAAAGGAAGCAGGUCAGGGAGAGGCAGAAGCAGCAGCUCAGAGGGAGAGGAAGGAGCAGGGGAAGUGAGACACAGCCCUGAUUCAGACCCUGGUCCUGAGAGGGAGGAGGACAAUGAGACAGGAGGCAGUGGCCUGAGAGAGAGGACUCAGGUGAGAGGGAGGGAUAGGAGGAGGAAGAACAGGAACAAGGGAGGCUCUCACAGUUUACCCAGAGAUGCCCUGAGGAAACGUAACAACGAUAACAUACACAUAGAGGCAGAGAGGGGGGAUGAGAGAGGGAGGGAGAGAGAGAGGAGGAGAGAGAGAAAAAGGAAAAGCAGGAGUGAGGAGAGGGUCAGGAAGAGGGAGAACAGUGGGAAAACAGAGGAAGAGGAGGAGGUGAAGGAAAGAGAGGAGAAGAAGGAUAUGGAGGAAGAAGAGGUGGAAGAAGGAAGAAGAUAUAGAGGAGGUAGAUGCUUAUCUCCCCAUUACUAACAGAAGGCUGCCCAGGCCCAAGCAAGACUGGGAGGAAGAGGAUGUGGAAGAGAGGGAGAGGAAAAGGAGAGAAUGGGACAUGGAAAGAGAAAGGGAGUUGGAGAGUGAGAGAUUGAGGGACAGAGAGUGGGAGAAAGAGGAUGGGAGGUUGAGGGAGAUAAAGUGGGAGAGGAAGAGGAUAAAUGAUGAGGAAAGAGAAAGGUCUCAGUCCCUGAACAACCUGCUCUCCUUGGAGUCCCAUGUGGCCUCUCCACUACAGAGAGAUCCCUUCUCCUUCCUAACUCCCUCCUCUGAGCUGGAGCAUGCAGAGUCCGUAACCAGCCACUCAGAUGGCAGUGUGUAUGCUGCCAGUGUCUCUGGCCUCUCGCUGGCCCUCACAGAGGGGUCUGUUCUGGGGACCCCGGCCCUGCUGCUCCCAGGCCCCUGGCUCAAACCCAGCCAACAGAGGAUCACUGAGGUCAUACAGGAGAACAGGCUUGCAGGAGAACCGAGAAAAAGAGGGAGGGGAAGAGGAGUCAUGGAAGAAUCGGGAAUAUAGAGAGCAAAGCAAAAGUAUACAUGCUGUUUGAGGAAACGGUUAUCAUAUCAAGGGUUCAUGAUCAAGAAGAGUACCAAACUGUAUCCCUUCUUUUUAAACUAUACUCAACACAGUUGGUUUUAUUGUGACGCUUUUAAUAUGUCAUAUUAUUUAGUAAUAUUCUUUGUGCCUUUUGACAGCUGGUUUCUGACUGAUGUUACUGUUGACAAUGUCCACUUGUAAAUAUUUGAAGAUGUUCCAGUGGAACAGAAAUCAGUUUCUCUCCUCUGUGGAAAUCCCCUAGUCCUCCUUCUGAAUACAGCACCUUUCUCUGCUCUCCUUCAGGAGUUGCAAUAGAAUUGUCCUCCUGCAGUUGUUAGGAACUGGCAUGGUCGUUCUCUCUGUAGUGACACAUGCCAGUGUACUUAAGUAUUGGAGUUUCAGUUCCCUUCCACUGUAGAUAGAGAGACAGCAUAAUACCUCAUGAUACUGAGCAAUAAUAUGCAACACACCCAGGCUACACUUUACCCAGGGAAUGUGAAGGGAAGGGGUGGUAUUGUAUGGGACCUGCGACUCCUUCUACUGUCCAUCUAACUGCUCUGACAUAGAUGCUGUUCUGUGUGUUCAUUUGAUCUUGAUGACAUUCAGAGGACCGUGACUUUGUGCAAUCUGUAUACUAAAUAUGUGUAUUAAAUACAUAUCUCAAUGCUA
This is a messenger RNA of Oncorhynchus gorbuscha (pink salmon), 5521 nucleotides long. It is a transcript of the gene magixb, whose product is annotated as membrane-associated guanylate kinase, WW and PDZ domain-containing protein 2. Gene Ontology annotation, cellular component: cytoplasm. The transcript has 17 exons. Gene Ontology annotation, biological process: signal transduction. Gene Ontology annotation, molecular function: protein binding. Lineage: Eukaryota; Metazoa; Chordata; Actinopteri; Salmoniformes; Salmonidae. The coding region runs from base 181 to 4293 and encodes 1370 amino acids. The record is from RefSeq and is a predicted model, not a curated record.